This is a messenger RNA of Castor canadensis (American beaver), 2056 nucleotides long. The record is from RefSeq and is a predicted model, not a curated record. Lineage: Eukaryota; Metazoa; Chordata; Mammalia; Rodentia; Castoridae.
UGUGUACUGCGGGGUCGCGGGGUCGCGGGGUCGCGGCGACGCGGGACUGAAAUACAAAGCUCAGUGCAAUCCCGUGCGGACAGUCGCUUGACAGCUCAGGUUACGUAGUGACCCGGGGCGCUCACCGUGUUGUCAUUGCCCCCAUUGGGACUGGGAGAUUCCGACCCCCCGCGACUGAGCGCCUGCUGAGUGCGGGGUGCUGUGCGGACAGGGUCCCGCCUCUUAGCUGGUUCCGGCCUCGCCGGCCCCGCGAGUGCCCUGUAAAGACUGCCAGGCAAUAAUGAAGGUUCUCUUACUGAAAGACGCAAAGGAGGACAACUGUGGCCAGGAUCCCUAUAUCAGGGAAUUAGCAGUGUAUGGACUUGAAGCCACAUUGAUUCCUGUUUUAUCAUUUGAGUUUUUGUCUCUUCCCAGUUUUUCUGAGAAGCUGUCCCAUCCAGAAGGUUACGGGGGACUCAUUUUUACCAGCCCCAGAUCAGUGGAAGCAUUGGAGCUGUGUUUGGAGAAAGACAGUAAAACUGAAGUCUGGGAGAAGUCUCUGAAAGAAAAAUGGAAUGCUAAGUCAGUGUAUGUGGUUGGAAAUGCUACUGCUUCUCUAGUGAGUAAAAUUGGCCUGGAUGCAGAAGGAGAAAGUUCUGGAAAUGCAGAAAAGCUUGCAGAAUAUAUUUGUUCCAGGGAGCCAUCAACAUUGCCUCUUCUGUUUCCCUGUGGAACCCUCAAGGGAGAUACCCUACCGAAAAUGCUCAAGGACAAAGGGAUUCCUAUGGAAAGCAUAAAUGUCUACAAAACAGUUCCACACCCAGGAAUCCAGGAGAACCUGAACAGCUAUUAUUCCAAGCAGGGUUUCCAUGCCAACUCAAAGAAAGCAUUCCUGGCCUGACAGAUGCCAUCAACUGCUCUGUAGAACUGGAAGAGCUGCUUCCGCCACUUCUUCACUGGGGCUCCUCACACCUUGCUGAACCUCUCUGAGCCAGUGUCCUCACUCAACUCAGGGCUAAUUAUCCCUAAGUGGUCCUGUGGACAUGUGUAUGGCCUUCCCUGCACAGGAUUUGCCUCAGGGUUAGAUGAGCCAAUCCAAACGAAGCCCUGCAUGCAGGGCUCGGUGCCAUGUUGACAUCCUUCCCUUCCUUUAUGCUCAGCUAAACAUUUUGAAAUAAUUAUCUAUUCUCAAGCACUCCCCUUUUCAUGUCUUUAAAGGAUUUACAUCCACAUUUUUAGGGACUAUGUGUUAUGAGUCUCCCCGUAAUCCCAACCCUUAAGCAUCUGUAAAGGAAAUGUCCUUGAGCUGGCUCCAGGAGACUGGAGAGGAUGUAGAGUGUGACCUGGAGCCCAGGGACAGAGCCACCACUACUAUUGAGCACUUACUACAGUCCAGCAAGGCCAGGUGGAUCUCACAGGAGUGUCUCAUCUAAGGCAUCCAGGCUGCUUUCUCAGUUAAAGAUGGAAUGUUAGGCCCAGAGGAGUUCCGUCCUGCCCCAUCUCACACUGCUGGGAAGGAGGAGUUAGAACCCAGGAAGUUUGAUGCCAGGCUGUUAUCCACAGCGAUACAUCACUAUGGUUCCAGGAGCCCUUAGGCAUUGGUCACGUAAUAUGUAUGCGAGCUGGUUGUAAGUAACCAGCAAGAUAGGAGUGAUUGUCCUUUACAGUGAAGAAACUGAGGCCCAGAGAAGUUAAGCAACUUGCCUAAGUCACAUGGUGAGUUACUGGGAGGCCCGCUUGUAUGUGGGUCACUGGGGAAGGGAGAUUGUAUCUGAAUCCUGUGGUUAGGUUAGAGUGAAAACCCCUAAGGUGCUUAGCAUAGUGACUGCCUGUAGCGUAAUGUGCAGGGGACUGGGCUUGGGCUGUGGCACCUAGGCUUAACCACCCAGGUCACUGGGCUGGCCCACCCCUGAUAUGCCCUGUGGACCCAACAAAGACUGGGGUUCCCCACACCCAGACUCCUCCCAGCCCCUGGAAGACUGUGCCACUCCCUAGGGUCCUAUAUUGUGAUCAUUUGCAAAUUUAGAGGGAGGCAAAGGCUCAGGUGAAAAAGUCUGUCUGUAACAAAACUGUUGGU